AUGGUACAGAGUAACGGAGCUGGGUAUACCAGCGACCACUGGGCGAGCAUCAGCCCGUAUAGCCAAAGUCCUUAUGGAAACAGCCCUCUAAAUGAGUAUGGCGCCACCUUUGGCGGGUUUAUAUCUCACGGGUUACCAUCAGAAUCGCUCAACAGAAUGCCUCCGCCCAUUCAACCUCCCAUUCCUCCGCCCUCGACGCAUCAACUAAUACAGCCUGCGCCGCUGAUGGGCCAUCACCAAUUGCCGAUGCUGAAUACACAAUGGCCGAGUCAGUUGACAAACCCAACUCCAUCGGGGAGCUACUCUGCUCCUCCAUUGUCCAUCGCGCCGGCAUCCAGCUUGCCCACGGUUGACCCGUCGCCGAGACCCCCUGUGCAUCACGAGAAGGCGAGAAAGACACUGAGCGCAGAGCAAAAACGGGCCAUGUGCCAAUAUCACGAAGAUAACCCGGGCACCAGGCAGGCAGAUAUCGGCGCAAAAUUUGGUGUUGAAAGAAGCACUGUAUCCAAGGUGUUAAGACACAAAGACCAGUACCUCAAGCAAGACCCGGAACCAGAUAGUUCAGCACUCAAGCGUCUGAAGGGGAAACAUCCGGAUUUUGAUCGAACGCUCAGUAACUACGUCCGUCGACAACAACAACGAGGCUUUGAAGUCAAAGACGAGGAGAUAAUCGAACAAGCAAGGCUCUUUGCUCGCGCUAGCGGCAGCCAAGACAGAGGGUUGACUAACAUUAAUAGCAACUGGCUUCUCAAAUUCAAGCAAAAGCAUGGCAUAGGGGCUGGCCGGCUAAUGCGCCGCGCCUCCGAGACCAACAUUCCAGACCGUAUUACCACAGCUCUCCCACGUUUCUCAGGGGAUAAAACAACCACUACCAUCUCUCCUGUCUCUCCGACUCAGCAACUCUCCCCUCUAUCUGCUAGCCGCAGCGAUGAGGACUUGCAAGCUGAAGGACAGGAUUUCAAUUUCCAAUACGGACAUGCUGGGUCACAUUCCUCUACAUCGUUGGCCAGCGACUUGAGGGACUCAGGUGUUUCGUUUCCUGGUGACACGAUGAGCCCAACAGCUCCCUUUCAGUUCUCACCCGAUCCCAACGUUGGAGCGUUUCAAAACAGUCUACAUAUACAUCCUACCGCCCCUAAUUUCCAACAACAUCGCGGGAAGAGAAGCAAUACUUUCCCUUCUCUUAAUAUCGACUGCGUGAACCAGGAUACAAGUGCCGAUCCACUGACCCCUCGACACGCAUCUGCCGUCACGUCAGCUUCAACGCUUGAAUCGCCGACAAAUGAGAUCCGAAGCACUCCUUUCACGCUUGAUACAACAGUGUCAUCACCUCCGGCUUUACGCCGCAGCAGCAGCAAUUCAAGUAUUGCUGCGCGAUCAAACAACCCUUCCACAAACACCAGCUCUGUAUCUUCGACAACUGCUGACUCUUCGCCAACAUCUCCGACCCCAGAGGAUGCUAGACGUGCCGCGGAAACGCUGCUAAAUUAUCUGCACAGCAUGACACCCAACGGACCGUUUGACAAAAGCGACUACGCCACCAUCGUUCAACUUACAAAGAAGCUACAGUUACAUCAACAUCAAACUACGCGCCCUUCUAUGGGAGGGCUAUCGAGGAUCCCCGAAGGCGAUGAUGGGGAAAUUCAAUCCUUGACCGAGCCAUCAAUGGUAGAGAUAUGA
This is a messenger RNA of Trichoderma virens Gv29-8, 1680 nucleotides long. RefSeq lists its product as uncharacterized. The record is from RefSeq and is a predicted model, not a curated record. NCBI's taxonomy places the organism in Eukaryota, Fungi, Ascomycota, Sordariomycetes, Hypocreales, Hypocreaceae. Gene Ontology annotation, cellular component: nucleus. The transcript is spliced from 2 exons. The coding region runs from base 1 to 1680 and encodes 559 amino acids. Gene Ontology annotation, molecular function: DNA binding.